This is a messenger RNA of Physella acuta, 1291 nucleotides long. RefSeq lists its product as uncharacterized. Lineage: Eukaryota; Metazoa; Mollusca; Gastropoda; Physidae. The record is from RefSeq and is a predicted model, not a curated record.
AUAAACAGUAUACAACCAUGAAAUAUUUGUAUACUUUUCUGCUGUUAUUACUAUGCGCUGUUGGUACAGGUUACGGUUUACAGAUUGAAGCAACGCCAACUACAAUGCUUAUUGGACUAACAACAACUUUGGAGGUGAAAUGUCACACUUUUAUCAACAGCAGCACCCAGAUGGAGAGCCUGAUUUCCCUGAUCAUAACUAGGUCAGGCCACGGCCCUAGUAAAGAGCUGGCGUCCAUUAACGUUUUUAGUCCAGGCAGUCACGUGGUUGACGUAUCCAAUGAAACGCUGACAGGUUCCGGUAAUAUCGACAACCUGGGAGAAUCUUACCUGCGUCUGGUGUGGAGAUUUCCAGACGUCAACAAGCGCGGUCUUUACGCUUGUGAGGCUCACGGUGUGAGCCACACUGGACAUCCGGUGACCCUGACCUCAACUAUUUCAGUUAACUCUUCUAUCCCUACAACGGGUCAACUGGUCAAUGAAAUUCAGAACCUUACGCUAGAGAUCGAUACGUUGAAAACAAACCUGGAUUUAAUACAGACGGACAUGUUCAGUAUAUCUCCGCCGUUUAACGGACAUCAUUACUUACUGUCAAACAGGCUUUACACAUUCAAAGUAGAAUCAGCUGAAGCUAUGUGUGAGUUGUUUGGUGGUUACCUGGUCGAGAUCGACUCUAGAGACGAGCAUCAAUUUUUGAUAAAUUUUUUGACAAACGAAAAAAACAAGUUGAAUUUCAGUAUUGCAAUGACCGGGUUAUCAGAUGAGCUACAGGAGAAAGUUUGGGUAAAUCGACACAGCAAGACCGUGGCAAAUUACACACAUUGGUAUUCGAGUGAACCGAACGGUGGGCGAAGUCAAAAUUGUGUUGUAUUAUAUUCCCCAACAUGGCUAAUGGUUGAUGAUCCGUGUUCUCAUACCAUGAGCGAUUUUUCUUUUAAGCUGACUUAUCUUUGCGAGGUGCCAGACCAAAAGCCAGUUUAAUAAACAAUACAAACAACUUUACUGAUAAAAAAAAUCAAACCAUAAAAUCUUUGUAACUAAUUGUGUCGUGCUUAUAUUCGUUAUAAUUAUUCAAUUUCUUAAAUUUCGGUUAGAAAAAUAAUAAUUUUAACGAAUGCUUCAGUCAUAAAUCUAGAAACAUUUCAAAAUCCUUAACUAAUACACUGCAUUUGUUUCUUAAAGGGCGAUUUUAACUUUUUUUCUCUUUUAAGGAGUUGUGAGUUAAAAGUGUUCAAGUACAAUUUUGAAAAUUAAAAUUGCAAAUGGAAAUUAGCUUACUUUGAUAAAUAAAG